Phyllopteryx taeniolatus (common seadragon) is the source of this 644-nucleotide messenger RNA. RefSeq names its product defender against cell death 1 (gene dad1). NCBI's taxonomy places the organism in Eukaryota, Metazoa, Chordata, Actinopteri, Syngnathiformes, Syngnathidae. Gene Ontology annotation, biological process: protein N-linked glycosylation. Gene Ontology annotation, cellular component: oligosaccharyltransferase complex; membrane. The record is from RefSeq and is a predicted model, not a curated record. The transcript has 3 exons. Bases 108 to 449 code for a protein of 113 amino acids.
CUGUUGCACUAUGACCACGUCCGUGUUUUACGGCCACGUCACGUCUGCACGGCGCUAGCUCACCAGUUCAAGACCCCACUUGACCAAAUAGUUGACCAAGCGCAGCAAUGUCGGCUUCUGUUUUGUCGGUAAUUUCUCGGUUUCUUGAAGAAUACACAAGUACGACGACCAAUAAGUUGAAAGUGGUGGAUGCGUAUUUGCUGUAUAUCCUGCUGACGGGAGCGCUGCAGUUCCUUUACUGUCUGCUCGUGGGAACGUUCCCCUUCAACAGCUUUCUCUCUGGCUUCAUCUCUUGUGUCGGCUCUUUCAUUCUCGCAGUGUGUCUUCGUAUCCAGAUCAACCCACAGAACAAAGGAGACUUCCUGUCCAUCUCACCAGAGAGAGCGUUUGCUGACUUUCUGUUCGCGCACACUGUCCUGCACCUUGUUGUCAUGAACUUCAUUGGUUGAACACGUUUCUCAGACUGACAGUCCCCUUGGUGGAAGAUGCAGCUGGGAAGAAGAUGGAAAACAAUAUUCAAACCCACAAUGCCACAUCGGCUUUUCUUACAGAUCAUGGUUGAAUUCCUUUUUUUAUGUUUAAAUUUGUUAACGUUCCCUUGCACUGAGGCAAAUAAAUAAAUAAAAAAAAAGACAACUUUAGAA